AUGUAUGUGAGCCGCGCUCGGGAGACCCCUUCAGUGGUCUCCACAAGGGUCUUGAAGACACAUCGCAUGAACUCAGUGGAAAUCUUUCGACUACAGGAGCGAGUGAAAACAAUCGACUACGAGAGUCAACAUAACUAUUCGCAAAUAUCGGACGAAAUCGAUGGCGUUCGCCAAAACUUGGUUAAAAUCAAAGGUGUCAAGAAAAAUGUAGGUGUAAGCGUGGAAAGGAGGAAGUUUCUGCGGGAUAAAGGACUCAGGAUUUUGCCUUCCAAGGUUAAGGGUGACGCAGAAUAUUUUACGGUGCGUUCAUCAUGCGGAAAGGACAUCAAUAUACCUUGUUCGGAUUUUUAUGACGGAGACGCUCUUAGGAAACAGCUUAGCAUUGAUAAGUUGAAAUCUUUACCAUCACCAAAUCUUGACACAGAAAAUUCGGACAAUGAGAAGCUAACCGAUCGCUCCUCCGCUGGAACUUGGGGACGGUCUCAAAGCUUGUGGAAAGAUUUUCGUUACAGAAACAUAACGCCUCCUUUAAGGUCAGGCUCUAGGAGAAACUUCAGGGAUGUGGAAGAAGAAAAUUGUAAAGAUAAAGAGAAACUGCUUAGCCUUGACGAAAUCGGUAAUAAAGAGAGAAAGUAUGGAAUUUUAAGACCCCAAACUGCGCACCUGAAGAGAGACAAAGACAUGGUUCUACUGCCAAGGAGUCGCACAUGCCCUGGUAAUAUUCAAGAGAACAAAGGAAGUACUCCGCGUAGAAAAAUAUCGCGUAAAAGUUCUUCGGCAACCGGAAAUGUUAAGAAGAAGUCCCAGGGCAGUGAUUCUGUGACAAGCGAAAAGAAGACUGAUGAAAAAUCAGCGGAGCUACAAUUGGAGAGUGGACUAGGAACAGAACCGAACUUUUUAUCAGGAGAAAGCAGUGAUAAGAUUGUGUUGGAAGAGACAAUUUCUCUUGAUCUGAAGCCUUCGUUAAGGCCAAAAAUACGUCCCAGGUCCAUGAAUGUUGCUUCUUUGACGGGAAAAAAAGGAAUUUCUGGUACAGUUGCUGACCUGAUACGAAUGAGUUUGGAAAGUAGUGCAAGUACUGAUCACCUUCCACCUACUCCAUCCAAUGGAAAUAGGUUUCAAUCCAAGUCGCCAGAAACAAGCCCUCGAGUUCCGAAGAACAGCGUUGCGACUGCUAAUCAUGAUGUAAAGGAAGACAAUUAUGAACCGGAUGGAGACCAACGAAGGUUAUCUAAGCUUUCAGAAAGGAAAAUUUCGUGGAAGGACUCUGUUCACGAUGCUGGCGAUAAAGGGGACGAUAAAAUAACCAGAGGUAAGCUAAGUGAUGCUUCCUUGCCUUCUAUAGCAGGGUUACGGAAGCCAAGAACGAACGGUGUACAAAGCACCGCUACACGCGCCCAAAGCGCCCCCCAAGGGCGUCCAGGCCUUUCCCGGCAACAAAAUUCAACGUUGAAAAAAGUAUCGAAGAUAAACGGAAGGCGGAAUAGCGCUGGAGAUUUUGUCUACGACGCAAGGCCUGACAAAGCACUUAGUAAAGGCUAUAUGACAAUGCAGAUGACAAUCGGUGGCAAGCAAGUCAGGGUGUACGUACCUAAGUUUUCAACCAGUGAAUGCAUCGAUGACGUCACACCAACGGAGAGGUCUCGGGCGAAAGCAGCUCUACAGGCUGCAGGAGCGCCAGGAAAGAAAUUGUCGGCUAAAAAUAAAUAGCUGAUGUCUCAGACACUCCAGACAGUCAACCACUUAGAACCGUUACUUAAUGCAAAAAAUAGAAUCGAUCCGCUAUAUUAAAGUGGAUGCCACAA
Molecule: messenger RNA, 1805 nt
Organism: Stylophora pistillata
Lineage: Eukaryota; Metazoa; Cnidaria; Anthozoa; Scleractinia; Pocilloporidae
Source: RefSeq, a predicted model, not a curated record